Spodoptera frugiperda (fall armyworm) is the source of this 5415-nucleotide messenger RNA. RefSeq names its product eukaryotic translation initiation factor 4E transporter. Gene Ontology annotation, biological process: negative regulation of translation. Lineage: Eukaryota; Metazoa; Arthropoda; Insecta; Lepidoptera; Noctuidae. The transcript has 24 exons. The coding region runs from base 400 to 3546 and encodes 1048 amino acids. The record is from RefSeq and is a predicted model, not a curated record. Gene Ontology annotation, molecular function: mRNA binding. Gene Ontology annotation, cellular component: cytoplasm; nucleus.
CCACUGAUUCGAGUUAGUCUUUGAGACGUGUUCUUGCGCUCCGUGUCGUUCACUAUUGUUUCCGGAGAAUCGUAGUUAUUCCGCCCUUUAUCUCGUCUUUGAUGUCCUCGUUAUUCGUGUUAUACUUCUUGUCGGUAGAAGAAUAUAGUCAUAUUCUCCAUCAGUAAGAAAUAAUAUUACGUCGGUUAUACGUAGAUGACCCCGCGAUCCGCGCAACCGUUUCUUUGACAAAUCCCUAGUUUUAGUGCGUUUAGGUUUAUGUUUAGUGUUUUAUAUGUUAAUUUUAUUGUUUACAAUCGUUAAUUACAUUAAUUUUAUUGUUAGAUUAAGUUUUAGUAAGGUUAAUUGUUUUUACGACGCCAUUUUGUCGUGUCGCGUCACACACGCGUGCUGAGCGCUAUGGUUAGUAAAGAGGCACAGCCCCCGGUGGUUGAGGUUUCGAAGAAAAGCCGUCGUAGGGGGCGUAGAGCCGGUAGCCGGGCCGGCAGCCGGGCUGCCAAGAGACGAGCGCGAAAGGCUUCGAGCCAGACCAUAGCCGCUGCCGCUAUCGCCACAAGUAUCCCUGAGAAGUUAGGUUCUCCGGCCAAGUGCGCUGUGCAUGCGUUCCUGCUGAAGUACCAAAGUGCAAUGAGGAAGAUUCCCGCUCAGCUGCCACCGAAGGUGCACGCCGGACCACCUAUUCCUCACGGACCGCCAUCUAAGAGAGUGAAACGUGUGUCGUGGCGCGAGGACAAUAGCGUGUCGUGCGGCGGCGGCGGCGGCGACCCGGCCGUGCUGGCGGUGGGCCCGGCGCGCAAGCCGCUGCAGUACUCGCGCGACCAGCUCAUGCGGCUGCGGAACUCGCCGCUCGUCAAGCGGAACCUGGAGAACGCGUUCGCUGGAUGCGAGGCGCUUGCGCUUGUGCUGAAGAGACGUUCUGAUUCACCGAACGAGGAAGACCGAGGCGCGAGAGGCGAUGCACCCAACGAAAACCAUAAGGUAAAUACUAAGGGUGUGUACGGGCGCGACCGGGACCGCGAGCGUAGAUCAGCGGACCCCCGCGAGCGGGUGCGCAAGGAGAGCGAGCCGAGCGGCGGCGGCAUCGUGCUGUCCCCGCAGCGGCGCAGCUUCACGUCGGGCUGCGGCGCGCCCGCCGCCGCCGCGCCCGCGCCGCCCGCGCCGCACCUCGCGCGCACCCGCCCCGACUCGCCGCUGGCCGCCGCCGCGCCCGCCGCCGCGCCGCAUCCGCCGCAGCAUCCCGCCAAGCCUGAACAAGGAGGUCGUCGCAUCGGCUCUGGUCGCAUCAUGGUGCGCGACGUGCCCAACAACGCGUGGGAGGAGGGAGAGUACCGAGGCGGGGCAGAGCCCUACCGCCCUCCGCGCGAGAGGGAACGUGAACGCGAACGUGAACGGGAACACACCAGGCCUAACAACGAAAGGUUCGAACGGCGCUCGUUCGGUAGAGACUCCUACUCCUCUGACAUCAAGAGGGAACGGGAGGAUCGAUUCAUCAACGAGAAGAUGCGAGACAGAGAGGACAACCGUAGAUCUGGUGGUCGCUUCUCUCAACGACGCCUUGAGAAGGAAGAUGAACCCGAAUGGUUUAGUGGAGGGCCAACAUCUCAACUGGAAACGAUCGAGCUCCGCGGUUUCGACGAUCCGCCCAAGAAGAACGGCAACGCGAACAAUAAAGAGACUGAGAAGUGGAACAACAGUGGCGGCACGCGGUCGCCGGCGAAUGAGCGGUGGCGGGAGACGUCGCCCGUCACGCAGCCCGCCAACGACUCCACCAACUCCAGCAACGAUAAGGAUUCUGGAGUGGAGUCGAAGAGCGAGGAGACGGUGCAGAACAGCGACCAGCAGGAGUUCAACCUGGACGAGUUCCUCAAGUUCGAUACCAUACCGGACGUACUUACUAACGGCGGCGGCGAGACGGAGGGCGGCAGCAGGUUCAGCCGUUGGUUCCGACGCGAGAGUCCCACCAACGAUGCCAAGCAUUACGAGCGACUCUUGCACAAUAUGGUUGACGAACUGGACAACGGUCGCAGCGAGGCGAGCCCAGCGCUGGCGGGCGGCGAGUCGCACGUGUUCGCGCCGAUCUCCCCGGCCGGGCGGCCGCAGAACCCCUCGCUCUUCGACCUCCUACUCCGAGCCAACGCCAACACGGCGCACGAUGCGAGACCUGAAGCCCAACAAGUAGGCGGCAAGAUGCACAGCCUGGAGGAGCUAGAGGCGCGGCUGAGGCCCCAGCACUCGCACCCUCAACACUCCCAGCAUUCACAACACUCUAUGCCGCAGCAUCAUGUACCGGAGCAUGAUCUCACCGCUUUCAAACGACUUCUGGCGCAGGUGUCCGGUGGGCACGCAGUGGCGGCGGCGCCCGAGCCCCCGCGGCCGCAGCCCCCGCCGCAACCCAUGAGCUUGUUACAGAUGCUGAACAAGAGCAUGGAGCAGCAGCAGCAGCAGCAGGCGGCGGCUGCGCAGGCGCAGGCCCAGCACCAGCCGCCGCACAUACCGCAGGAACUGCUCUACAAGCUGCUGCAGGUGCAGCAACACCAGCAGCAACAGGCGGCGGCGGCGGCGGUGAGCGCGGAGCUGGCCGGCAUGGCGCCCGCAGACAGGGACCUGCUGCAGCGCCCCGAGGCACAGGCCAUCGUCAGGGGUUUGAAGACGGGUGAGAUUACGGCCCAGCACUUAAUGCAGCAGCUGAGUAACCCGGGGCUUCAGAGUCGGCACCGUGAAGUAUUGCUUACCAUACUAAGACUGCACCAACACCAGAGACAGAUGGGCGAGUCCCCGUUACCGGGAGGCCCUCACCUGGUGGUUCCACCUCAUCAUCAACCGCUGAGACUGUCGCCUUUACCUCAUCAAGGCGUGCCGGCUCGCAUUCCCUCGCCGCGCGAGUUAGCUGCGCACACGCAGUCCAUAAUGCAGAAUGCCCUCAUCAAGAAGAAGUUGGAAGAGCAGCGCGAGAACUACCGCCGCCGGCAGGAGAUGCAGCAACCCAAACAGUCCACUCCUAUAUCAUUCACACCCACCUCGGUAUUACGUAAAAUGACUGCAGAGAAAGAGUCUGACACGCCUAGUCCGAAGCAGCAGCAGUGGACGCAGCCACCCAAGGUGCCGCAGGGCAGGCCUAUAGUUAAGGGUAAUCAAAGCGGCAAUGCGCCGACGAUCGGCUACGCAACGCCCAAUGAUUAUCAACAGCAUUAUAUGAACCAACAGCAGCAAAUGCUGGGUUCAGUGCGACCGUUCCCACAUCCGCCACAGAGGCAACAAGUACCUAACUCUUACAACAAUAUGAACAACAUGGCUCGCGGCAUGGCUGGCGGCACUUCCCUUCACAAGCUGCUCAUCCAGUCACACCAGAGGAGUCUCAAUGGCAACUUCGGCGAGCUGGGCGGCGGCGGCGGCACGGGCGGCGGCGACAACCAGCUGGCGCGCUGGUUCUCGCCCGAGCUGCUGGCGCGCGCGUCGGCCGGCAAGCUGCCGUCCGUGCACGUGCCCAACGCGCUGUGCCUCGAGGACCUGGAGCGCCACCACCACGCGCCGCCCGUGCACAACUGAACGCGCCCCGCCCGUCUAGCAAUAACCCUCGACUCCCUUUAGAAUAAUAUAGUCAUAAUCCUUUGUAUAAAACGAGAGGAAAUGUAUAAGAGAGUACUCGUAUCGUGCGCAAAAAUAACGUAAAUGUAUGGACGAAAGAUUGCGUCGUAUCGAUUACUAAAUUAUUCGAUAAAUUAUCCAGACAUAGUCCGACGUUCUGUUCGAGAUUUAGAUCUGAUUGUUUUGGCCCGUGCAGACUUCACACGUUUGAUUACAUUUGGAACAUUGGAAUUAUACAAAAUCAUGCUUGGAAUAUCUGUUAAAGUACCCAAAUGUAUUGGAACAUCGAAAUUAUGUUCACUGUCAAGAACAGAAGUAAAUAUUGUAGGAAAUAGUUUAAACGUAUAUCGUAAGACCUGAUUCUGCCUGUCAGUAGAAAUAUUGAAAUUCAUUAAAACGUCCGCAACUUUAAACCUUUGUUGUAAAAAUCUCAAACCUUUUAAAACCUUCGAUACAAUAAGUCAAUGUUCCCUUCAAAUUGUGUAUUGGACAGGACUAGUGUUGACACGAGGUGGCAGCUGACGGCGAGUUAACAUUUUGAUGUAUUCAUUUGUCUUGACUGUUUCCCCUAAUGAUUAUUUUGUCGCCGUCAGCUCCCUCACUGACUCGGCCGCGAUGGAGCCGUGUCUCCCUCCAUGACACGACGUAGGGCGCGGGGUGGGAGGCACCCAGCUAACUGCAUGUGACCUCAUUUCGUUGUGUACUUCUUGCGCCGCGACCGCGUCGGGCCGGUUGAGAUGCAGAGUGGACGGAUGUGUGAGAGGUGUGUGUAUGUGUGUAUACGUAUGUCUACGGUUGUGUUUGUAAGCAUUUUUGUUACUACGUCGUUUAUGUGAGGAGAAGGAUUUUCGUUGAUAAAGUAAUACAUGUCUGUCGUGUCGUUCCCCGCGGCUGUACUCGGCGUGCGGCGAACGGACAAUGUUAGGGCGACCGUUUUAGUUCCGAAUCGCGAUUUCAUUUUGUAAUACGAUUUUGGAAUUUGGCACAAGUGUUAACGAAAAAAGAAAAUAAGCAUUUGUGUUUAUAAUUCCUUGAAUAUAUUUUUUUAUGAAUUUUACGAUUCGCGUGCGAUUUUAGCGAUUCUUUUUUUCAUCAUUGAGACCUGAGCUAGAUGCAUGUCAAUUAUCAUUUCGGAUAGCCGCACGGUAGGAGCGUACACAGACGUGGUAUACUGCAGCCAGUACUGCAGACCUGUCGCUCCAUUCUUCCCUGUGUACGCCCUUACGACAAAUGUAGAGUAUUACCGUCCAGAAAGUGCAUGUCAAUCUCUUUGUUGGAAACUCAAGCAAUUAUACUACGUACAUAACGCCUAUGCCUUUUAAUAAAUGAAUUAAAUAUAAAAAACCCAGUUUUAAAGACCAGUAACAUGUAUUGUUCAGAGCGGACAAAAUAAAAUGAAAGUUUACGGAUUUAUUUAAAAGAUACAAUGUGGGAAAUGUUUAUUUAUGUAUAGUGACUAUGUUGUACAAGUAUCAAAAUAUAUAUGUAUAGUAGGAGUACGGGCGUCCGUCUGAACGCGAGCACUGGUCGUAUAGCGCAGGUUUCAACACAUUUUGAUGACAUUUUGAGACGGAUUUGAAAGUAUAAUACUCUAAUCAUGAAUGGAUAUGAUUUUUAUUUGUGAGGGGACUCGGUGCCGAGAGCGGCGCAUGAAAUGUGCCCCUGCCGGCACCGGGGUACCAACUUAGUGGUUUAGUGGCGAAAUUUCAGUUGAACGGGAUUGUGAGCCGUGGCGAUAGCACGGCGGCACGGCAGUGCCCACGCUUACUUGUAACAACACGAGAAUGUCUGUAAGCUUUAAAUUAUUGAUUAAAGAAAAAAUUGAAAGUU